UUUUUCUGUAGUUUCACUCACCCAAGUUGUUUUGCUGUUGGUUUUCAUCUGCUGGACGACGAGUUCGACUGGCGCUGCCUUUUCUUUGGAGGAAGAAUUCCUACAACUGAAGGAAAAUUAUAUUCAAAUGAAACAAGUUGUGAAAAGUUUGGAGGCCAAAGAUGAACAAAUGGAGGCGCAACUCGAAUUAAAUAAUAAACUAAGACAAGAUUUGGCAUUGAAAGUAAUCCAAUUAGAGGCCAAAAAUGUCCAACUGGAAGUCAAAAUUGGAAAACUGGAGGACAAAGUUAAACAACAAGAUUCGCUUAUUAAAAGUUGUUUUUCACGAGAGAAAAAUGAACGCACAGCAGCAGCAACCGACUUUGUUCCAAUUGUCAAUAAUCCAUCGGCUGUUUCCAUCAACGGACUGCCGUCUUCAUGCGCGGAUCUCAAAAGCAUUGGCCACACCCUGAACGGAUUUUAUUCCGUCAUAGGAUCGGUGAAAAUGGAAUCCGUUUACUGCGAUUUCACUAAACUACCUGACGAUGCAGGUUUUCAGAAAUGGAUCGGAUACGCCGACGUCAAAUCUGCGCCGGUCCAUUUCUACGUCCAGAGAGAAUCUCAAUUUAACCAAACACAAACUCCGAUUCCGUUCGAGUUGGCGCGGGUGAACGAGGGAAACGCCAUGGAUUUGACAACGGGGAAAUUCACGGCACCGCGACCGGGAAUUUAUUUUUUCUCUUUCGCGGGAACGGCGUAUCUUAAACCUUCAUCUACUGUUCAGUUUUCUUCUAAUCUUUAUUUGAACGGGAAUAUGAUCGGGUCUAGUUAUGUUGCAGAGAAUAACGACCCCGUUAGUCGAUUUAGUCCGUUGACCCUUCAGUCGACGCUGAACUUGAAAAAAGGCGAUCAACUCUGGAUGGAGAUUGGUUAUUCAGCCUCGUAUUUGUAUGACGACAGUGCCCACCGCACCCAUUUCACGGGUUUCAUGUUGGAGGAGGAAAUUGUGGCGUCCAUUCGAGAUUUCGGGUUCCACAUCCAAAAUGCGCAAAAUGAACGUCGCCAUUUUGUAGAGGGAAAUUUUAAGGGGGAAGGGAAGAUAAUUCAUUAA
Molecule: messenger RNA, 1090 nt
Organism: Daphnia pulicaria
Lineage: Eukaryota; Metazoa; Arthropoda; Branchiopoda; Diplostraca; Daphniidae
Exons: 4
Coding region: 128-1090 (320 amino acids)
Molecular function (GO): protein binding
Source: RefSeq, a predicted model, not a curated record